This is a messenger RNA of Rotaria sp. Silwood2, 2107 nucleotides long. The record is from the annotation of a GenBank genome assembly. NCBI's taxonomy places the organism in Eukaryota, Metazoa, Rotifera, Eurotatoria, Philodinida, Philodinidae.
AUGAUACAAGAGAAGGAAAACUUUCCGCCCGAUCAACAGCGUUUGAUGUUCGCUGGAAAACAGUUAGAAGAUGGAAGACAACUCUCUGAUUGUAGAAUGUACGAGAAAUGCGUCGUACAUUUAAUAUUACGUUUACGAGGUGGAAGUGAAAGUUUGGCUAUUCUAGACCCGUCAAGUGUAGAUCCACAUUUUGAUUAUGAUUUCACAAAUAUAAAUGAUGAAAAUAAGAAAUUUACUCGAGGUGGUAGGAAUUAUACUCGUCCUUGUGGAUGGAAGCGCUUUGCAAUUAAAGUAUCCGAAAAGUUUGAUGAUAUGGUAUGGCUAGGACAGACAAAUGCUCCUGGAGAAUGGCCUGUGUCGUACCAUGGGACUGGUUCGAAUCAAGCUAAAACAAUAGCAAUGGAUGGUUAUGAUUUAACGAAAGGUAAAAGAUUUCGAUUUGGACAUGGAGUAUAUUCAACACCAGAUAUAAAAGUCGCUGAAAAAUAUGCUGUUGAAUUUUCGUAUAAUAAUGACCAAUAUUUAGCUGUAUUACAAAAUCGUGUCAAUCCUACAACAGUGAUAAACAUACCAGCUGAUAAAGCUGACAUAGGUGAAUAUUGGAUUAGCCCAAGUGACAAAGAUAUUCGACCUUAUGGUAUUUGUAUCCGAAAGAUAUGAAUACCGUAUUAAUAAUAGAGAAUAAACAGAAUAUAACUCCUACAAUUCGCAACUCCACGGACUGUAUGCUUUUGAAAAAAUAAACAAGAAAACCUGUUCUUUCAUAAUAAUAAUAAAUGCUUAUCAUGCUUUUUUAAUUGUUGACGAAUGUAAAUUUGGAUCAUCAUUUUGGAAAUCAUAAUUAUAUAAAAUCCUCUUCAGAAUAAAAUCCACUGAACCUAUAUUAAGUUUUUGAAAAUUAUACGUCUAAAGAUGUGUUUGCAUUUCUACUGACUUUUUUUCACUUUCCACACCAAAAUUUAGAAAGUGUUCUCGAGAAAAAAUGCAUUCGAAUGGCUAGACAAUUGCAAUUGAGAAUCUACAGUAAAAUUUUUAGCUCAAUAUCAUAACGUUUCGGGAUGAUAUGAGACAAAUAAUGGUAAAAAAUAGCUCAUUUGACACAACUAAUUCUUCGUUUCAGUUUCAUUUCAUACAUUUAUUUUCUUUUUGCUUGAAAGAGUAUAUCAGCAUGUAACGGAGUCAAGCGGAAAAUAGAAAAAUUUCAUUUGCUUUUGAAGUAUUUUGAAGUACGAGAGAAGUACCAAAAAAGUAUCAUGGAAUUAAGACGAAGUACAAUAAAAGCCUAAGAGCAAUACAAAUGAAGAACAAGACAAUAUAAGAAGAGUGUGAGUGUAGAUAAAAAAAGACAUACGGCCACACCGACACCAAGAUUAUAUUCUCAAAAAAAGCAUAAUUUUAUCAAAAUAGGAUGGAAAAAAUUUUUAUUCAUUUUUAAAAUGCGGAAAAUACUGAAGACUUGCAUUAGCUUUUGAAAAUGAUUUUUUUUUAUGAAUCUGCUUUUUUGGAUAUCGAUACAAAGAUUCUAUAACUAUGCGUGGAGUAACUUCUGCUUUAUAUCUCUGGCAUUCAUCUUCUAUUAAUAUUAGUUCAGAUGUGAGCAUUUUAAUACAUGAGCAGAUAUCUUUGCAUUUUUAUAUUGAUAGGAUGUGAGUAUGUUGGAAAAUACAAGUCGCACUCAUCCGUACUCACAAUAAUCGGCGCACAAAACUGUUAUUAACAAAUAAAUAUGUUUUACUUGUUGGUAGAGAGUACAAUAAUAAUGCUAAGACAAUAACGACUCAUACCAAUGAUGGCUUGAUUGUAUGAAAGACAUCUGUCUUAAUCGAUAGAAAUCUGUUAGUGCUUUAAAUCAUUUUGAAUUUAUGUAUCAACUCGGUAAGUUUGUAUUUUCAGAAGUUACAUCAAGCUUGAUCGUCGAAUGCCAAUUUUUUACAGAGAACUGUAAUAUUUGAAAAGAAUAGAAGAAACUACUUUUUUCAUGAUUUUAAUUAGUUUUUCAUAUAUUGUCAAAGAUGUAGAUGUAAGUAAAAAUUAUACCAAUAGUUAUAUCGAUAACGACAGAAAUAUGCAUACCUUCAAUCCUUCAAGAUUGGUUCUAUACCACAAC